Anoplopoma fimbria (sablefish) is the source of this 2579-nucleotide messenger RNA. RefSeq names its product eva-1 homolog C (C. elegans) (gene eva1c). Gene Ontology annotation, molecular function: carbohydrate binding. Bases 297 to 1574 code for a protein of 425 amino acids. The record is from RefSeq and is a predicted model, not a curated record. The transcript has 8 exons. Lineage: Eukaryota; Metazoa; Chordata; Actinopteri; Perciformes; Anoplopomatidae.
UCUGGCGGUGUUGAACAGUAGGAGAGUCCGGGAGAAGCAGCACACGCGUCGGAUCCGUUUGGACCGGACUUGUUGCGCAGCUGCUAUUUGCUCACCAGGUUUUACGCUUCAUCGGUGAUAUUUUCUGUGGAGGAAACCAGAUGGAUGAAGCGGUGGCUUUCUCUUAGGCCCUCUACUUCCAAACGCAGGCUAUAGGAAAAUGAUGCUUUUAUACGUUUUUUUUAGUUUUUUUUUAUGAAGUUCUGUAACCUACAGUGACAUUUCCAGUGUAUUUAAUAUGAUCUCAGAGACAGGGGAUGAGAGUCAUGAACCGGACGCGUCCCUGCCACGGACUAGACUUUAGCCACAGCCUCUUCUACCUGACUUUACUCCUGUGGACCAGAAGCAUGACUGGACUGGCUGACUUCUCAAACUACCUGUCCAGGAUCAUCACCAGUCACUCUGCUCAGGCGUGUGACGGACAGCCUCUGCGACUCCACUGUCCACGUCACUCCACCAUCUCCAUCCAGUCCGCCUUCUACGGGAACAGAGUGCCGCAGCUCUGCAGAUCAGACCCGGACCCUCCGCUCAGAGCCCAAAACCACAGCUGUUCAGCUUUUACUGCUCUACAGAAGCUGCUGUCGGAGUGUCAGAGCCACAGAGAUUGCCAACUUCCUGUCAACCACCUGCUGUUUGGGAUGGACCCCUGUCCUGGCACUACCAAAUACCUCCAUGUGGACUACAAGUGUAAACCAACUGAACAUAAAAGACAUGUGGUGUGUGAGGGGGAGACGAUGAUUCUGCGCUGUAAGCCCCCCAAGGUUCUGAACAUCUAUGCAGCUGUCUACGGGAGAAGUCUGGACCAGCCUGACACCUGCCCCUCACACCUGACAAGACCACCCCCGUUUGAGUGUCUGAAUCACGAGGCUGUACACUUGGUGUCCAAGUCCUGCUACAGCAAACAGAAGUGUGCUGUUGCUGUCAGCAACCAGACCUUUAGAGACCCCUGCUUUCCAGGAACCAGGAAGUACCUCAGUGUGGUCUAUUCUUGUGUACCGCAGACUUUACUAAGGGAGGUAGACCCUUAUAUAUUCAACUCCACUUCAUCUCCUACUGUGGACACAGAAAAAGCUCCUCCUGCAGAUCUGGAGGAGUCUUUCCCCAAAGGUUCAAGAAGGCCAGACAACUCAGGAACCAUGAUGAGCAACUCUCUCCUGACCUAUGCCUACAUUAAAGAGCAUUCAGAAAUGGCAGCACUGCUGUUCACCUCCAGCGUGUGUGUCGGUCUAUUGCUCACGCUGCUGGCUGUAUCAGUCCGAGUGACCUGCAGGGGGCGCCAGCUCGGUGAUCACAGAGUCACACCCACUGUCAACUGCCAGGAGGAGGAGGAGGAUGAUGAAGAUGAUGAUGAUGAUGAUGAGGAAGAGGGGACAGAGACCUCUUUGAUCUCGGCGGCUGAGAGGAAGGCGAUAGACGGCUGGGAGGAAGUGACUUAUGUGAGCGAGGCGGCAGAGCGGGCGGAGAGGAUUGAGCGCAGGGAGAUGAUCAUACAGGAGAUUUGGAUGAACUCCUAUCUGAAUGGCAACUCAUGUUAAGUUAACUGGAACCCAUGUAUGCUGCUCAGCACCUUCAGGAUUUUUUUUUAAAAGAUUCUCUACAGCAGUUCACGGCCUUUUUAUUAUGAACAACACAAGAAACCUUUUAUCCUUCUUCUUUUUUUACAUUGUAAAGCAUUGUAAGUGUUUUGCCAGUUUGCAGGAGAGCUCAGUUUAUGAAGAAUGUAAUGUUUGGAUGAAUCUGCAGUACUAGCCAUUUUUAAAGGAUCAACAGGGUUUAAUGCUGUAAAAUGGGUGGUCACAUAAACACUGUUAUUGUUUAAAUGUGUUUAUUCACAUCCACCACUAAAUGAAGCCAGGGAUUGAACUGCCGGUGUUCCGAUUAGUAGACAAUUUUUUAAUUUUUUUAUUGAGUCAAGCAAGUGCAGUGGCUGAAUCUGGACGAAGAUCCAGAUCAAAAGAGUGGAAGGUUAGCGACUGAUCAAUAAUUAUUUAGAGAACCUGGAUCAAGGUGGUGUUUCUCAUGUAAAGGUUUAAUCACGGCAUCCAUGAAAAUGGAUGUAUUUAAGUCACUGAUGCAGUUUUCAACAGGUUGUGUUAUUAUCUCUAACAAACGUAGGCACAUUACAGUGUUUUCCUAAAGGAUAAUUACGUUAUUGGUCCCUAAAAUUGCCAUCUGUUCAUACCAAAGGUAUGUGAUGUUGUCACCCACAACAACACAUCACUGUCUCUUUAUAGAGCCAUAUAAACUGAAUGUAGAAAAAUAUUGAAUUAUCAUUCAACUGUACAUAUUACAUACAGGCUGUUUUUUCUUUUUAUUCACUGUUCCUUGAAAGUGGCCAGUAAGCCACUCCUCUCUGAUUCACUGCAUUGACUCUGUCAACAGUUCCACAAAGGUGGAAUUAAACUUCCUCAUGCCCGCUGGGACAAGAGCUGGACCAACCAACUACUAUGUUGCAACGUCCUGCCUCAGAGCAACACAGGCUUUCACUGGUGUGUGUGUGUGUGUGUGUGUGUGUGUGUGUGUGUGUGUGUGUAACUGAC